CAGUUGGCGUUGUCGCCACCGAUUAAUCCAUCUCGUCGACGGCGUCGAGAGCAGAAUCAUCUGCUGAUAAGGUUUUCCCCCGUCCAGAACACCGUCCGAUAUGGGCUGCAUUCCAGGGCUGUUCCAACCAGUCUCGUUGUGCAUUUCUUCGAGGUCGGUUCGUGUACGUAGCGUGCUCACCCUAUCGUGAUGGUUCCCCGAAUCUCGUUACUGCUGCAGGCCACCGUACUGCUGACACUGUCCGGGUGCAUUUGCCGUGCACAGUCCAAGAACUACAAGUGCUCCAUAAUAAAUGAGGCCGGAUUUUGUUUCGUCGAGAACGUCUAUCUCGACGUUACCACCAACGGUAUCGGUGGGGACUCGAGUGCGGAUAUGAGGGUGCAGUUUCCGCGCCACCCAACGCUGCUCAUCAAAUCCGGCGCCAUACCGUACUUCGGGAAGGACAUUUUUGCACUGCUGGGCAGCACCCGGCAGCUGCACGUGUACAACAGUACCAGCAUCAAGCAUCUGUUCGUACCGGUGACGAACCUGACGGAGAUCAACGUCCAACGGAACGGGCUCACGGAGUUUGACGUGGAACCGGUAGAGAAUCGCGAACUCAAGGUGCUCUCGAUCGUCCACAAUGCGUUGACUAAUGUUCCGCGCAACAUCCGCUAUCUGGUGGGAUUGGAGAAGCUUUACCUCUACAACAACUCGCUCGAAUACUUCGACAUGGAGAUGUUGACCAAUGCGACGGGUACGCUUAAAAUUCUUUCGAUCUAUGACAAUCACAUCAAAACGCUCGAUUCCCGGUCCGGUUUACACUUCCCGAAGCUACAGACACUGUCGCUGAGCAAGAACAAGCUCUCGUUCGUGCCGUACUUUGAGGAAUCGUUCCCCGCCGUUACGGUGGUAUCGCUGCGCAAAAAUCCUUGGAAUUGCAGUUGGCUGCACACGAUCAUGCAGUACAUCGAGGCGCGCAAAAUCCAGGUCGUACGCAAGGAUGCCACCUGCCGCGAUCGGUGGAUCAGCGAGAUCUGCUGCACGUACACGGUGCUCGACUUUAUGUUCGAUCGCCAAGCUGCACAGAUGCAUCGGCAGCAGCAACUGCUGCGGAAUGUGUCGCACGAGCACCAGCGAUUGGUCAACACGGUGCAUCAGCUUGCGGAAGACUUGCAUCGGUUGCAGUUGCAGGUUGAACACUCAACCACCGGCAGGAGUACUUCCGAUGCGAGGCCUAGUGAUGUUGUUUAG
Messenger RNA from Anopheles marshallii, 1233 nucleotides. RefSeq lists its product as uncharacterized. Gene Ontology annotation, molecular function: protein binding. Lineage: Eukaryota; Metazoa; Arthropoda; Insecta; Diptera; Culicidae. The transcript has a single exon. The coding region runs from base 190 to 1233 and encodes 347 amino acids. The record is from RefSeq and is a predicted model, not a curated record.